Polyodon spathula (Mississippi paddlefish) is the source of this 2324-nucleotide messenger RNA. Its product is annotated as serine/threonine-protein phosphatase 4 catalytic subunit. The record is from RefSeq and is a predicted model, not a curated record. Gene Ontology annotation, molecular function: protein serine/threonine phosphatase activity. Lineage: Eukaryota; Metazoa; Chordata; Actinopteri; Acipenseriformes; Polyodontidae. Gene Ontology annotation, cellular component: cytoplasm; nucleus. The transcript has 9 exons. Gene Ontology annotation, biological process: double-strand break repair via homologous recombination; peptidyl-serine dephosphorylation. The coding region runs from base 245 to 1168 and encodes 307 amino acids.
CCCUCCCUCUCGCGAACGCGCACGGGGGGCCGGCGGAGGCGCGCUUUUCCGUCGACGCUGAGAGAGAGCGGCGAGCGAAACUUUAAAGAUUUUAACACUUUCCCGAGGAUCCUGCUACCUUUGUGUCUCCCUCCUUGUAUCGCUCUCUCUCUCUCUCCCCCCCUCUCUUUCUCCGGGUCUCCUUGCUGCAGUGACCCUCUCCCCUGCUCGCUUGUCUGUCUGUCUGUCUGUGUGCGUGUGAGUCAUGGCAGAUAUCAGCGACUUGGACAGACAGAUUGAGCAGCUCAGAAGGUGUGAACUGAUCAAGGAGAACGAAGUGAAAGCCCUCUGUGCUAAAGCCAGAGAGAUCCUAGUUGAAGAAAGCAAUGUUCAGAGGGUUGAUUCUCCAGUAACAGUAUGUGGGGAUAUCCAUGGACAGUUUUAUGACCUCAAAGAACUUUUCAGAGUCGGGGGCGAUGUUCCAGAAACAAAUUACCUCUUCAUGGGCGACUUUGUGGACCGAGGGUUCUACAGCGUCGAGACAUUCCUUCUGCUCCUCGCACUCAAGGUGCGCUAUCCCGACAGGAUCACCCUGAUCCGAGGGAACCACGAGUCCCGGCAGAUCACUCAGGUGUACGGCUUCUACGACGAGUGCCUGAGGAAGUACGGGUCCGUGACGGUGUGGAGAUACUGCACCGAGAUCUUCGACUACCUCAGCCUCUCCGCCAUCAUCGACGGCAAGAUAUUCUGUGUACACGGAGGCCUCUCUCCAUCUAUUCAGACUCUAGACCAGAUCAGAACGAUAGACAGGAAACAGGAAGUGCCGCACGACGGGCCAAUGUGUGACCUGCUGUGGUCCGACCCGGAAGAUACCACAGGCUGGGGGGUGAGUCCGCGGGGGGCCGGCUAUCUCUUCGGCAGCGAUGUUGUUGCUCAGUUCAAUGCUGCCAACGACAUCGACAUGAUCUGCAGAGCCCACCAGCUGGUGAUGGAGGGGUACAAGUGGCACUUCAACGAGACGGUGCUGACAGUGUGGUCCGCCCCCAACUACUGCUACAGGUGUGGUAACGUGGCAGCGAUUCUGGAGCUGGACGAGCACCUGCAGAAAGAGUUCAUCAUCUUUGAGGCAGCACCACAGGAGACCAGGGGCAUCCCCUCCAAGAAACCGGUCGCUGACUACUUCCUGUGAACCCUGGCCCCUUACUGCCUGCCUGUACACUUCCUUCAACAGACAGGAGCAACUCCCUCUCUCUGUCUCGCACUCUCUCGCUUUCUGUCUCUGUCUCACACUCUCACUCUCUGUCCUCUCAAAAUCCUUACACUCACAAAGCAAGUGUUUUAACUAAGGUUACAGAAACCACAAUCCAGCCUGCCUGUCUCUACGCGUUUAAGUCAGAAGGAAUUACUGUCUCUCAGUCUUGCUCUCGCUCUCGCUCUCUCUCUCUCUCUCUCUCUCUCUCUCUCUCUCUCUCUCUCUCUCUCUCUUCCUCUCUCUUCAAAUCUGCACACAGCACGCUCAAUACCAUCAGUGAUGGAAGCUAGACUCCUGUUGCAUAGUAGAGACUGUCUGGUCCUCAUUCAGACUCUUUCACUGUCUUUUAUGCGUCGUACUGAACCGUUGUAUUGGAAUACAUUGGAAUACAGUGUGUUGAAGUAGAUAUCAAAUUUGAAGCAAAGAAUUAUAAAGAUGCCUAUACAGGGGGUGGUAACAAGACUCCUAUUGCACAGCAGGGUUUGCUACCAACUUGAUCAGCCCCCAGUGUGUCUAGGUAACAAGCUCAGGUGUGUCUUCUUAUUAAACUCCUAGUGAAACCAGGACUGGAUCACACUGCUAUGCAAGGGGAGUGAUGACCAGAAUAAUUGCAGAAAUAAGUCCUGUUGCAUAGCAAUGUAUAUAUAAAGUGUGUGAGAGUGUAGUUUCCAAUACCUGUGUAUUGACAUGACUGUCUUUAAAACUGAAAGUUUGGGGACCCCCUUUCCUGUUGGAGACCUCUAGGGCAGGGGUCUCCCACCUGGUCAGCUACUGUGGCUGCUGGUUUUUUGUUUCAAUGAUUAAUUGAACCAAUUAUUGGCUUAAUUAGUCAAGAUUAACAGGUGUUGCAGAUCUGUAGCCACUGAUGAUGCAAAGACAACUAGAAAACCUGCUGCAGAGAGGCUCGGAGACCCCUGCUCUAGGGGCUGACGGCUGCAUCGCGGCUCUUGUGAGAGGGAAUGAAGAGGCUGUCUGCACUGUUUUUAUUCAGGAUCUUAUGAACUCUUUCCUUGUACCUGUGGUGUAAAACACAGGCUGUAAAAUUGAUACAAACCCUCCUUGUUCUUUUAUAAUAAAUACAUUACUUGCUGUA